Arctia plantaginis is the source of this 609-nucleotide messenger RNA. Lineage: Eukaryota; Metazoa; Arthropoda; Insecta; Lepidoptera; Erebidae. The record is from the annotation of a GenBank genome assembly.
AUGGAAGACGACGUGGUGUUCCUGUUCCAGCUAGGCGUAGUGCGCGAUGCGGUAACUGCGCCUGCGCACCUGCUCACGCUCGCACACCUGAAAGAGCUCGCCGUCAAAUUCGUGCACGAAAAGAUACCAGACAAUGGGCUGAACCGGCUCUCAGAUCGGAUCCUGCUGUUCCGACACGACUAUUGCUCACCAAACGUGCUGCAGCUCAUUAACUCCGCCUCUGACGUCACAGAUGAAACGCUAGUCGAGAUCGUGCUUACCGCCAGCCCGUUCGUGUGUGAUGACGAACAGCCGGCGCCGGCGCCGCGUCCUCACGCACUCUCGGUGCACUCAUACAAGGCUCCCACAUUCUGCGAUUUUUGCGGAGAAAUGCUCUUCGGGCUAGUGCGGCAGGGACUCAAAUGUGAAGGAUGCGGCCUAAACUACCACAAGCGCUGCGCGGUGAAGGUCCCGUCGAACUGCACGUCGCCGGUGGUUGCGGGUGGCGGGGGGGGGCGGGGGGGCGAGCUCGCGGCGCGUGUCGGCGGGCGGCGCGUCCACGCACAGCCACGCCUCGCACGACGACUCGCUGGUAAGGAGGCUCGCGCACCUCGUCACCGGCAACAGUAA